Molecule: messenger RNA, 612 nt
Organism: Colletotrichum gloeosporioides
Lineage: Eukaryota; Fungi; Ascomycota; Sordariomycetes; Glomerellales; Glomerellaceae
Product: Aldo-keto reductase dtxS3
Exons: 3
Coding region: 1-612 (203 amino acids)
Source: RefSeq, a predicted model, not a curated record
AUGCCCGUGGAGAAGUCGAAAGACUAUCAGAACAUGUUCGGACUUUCGAGAGCGGCCAUCUUCAACGCCGUCGACGCGUCGCUACGCAGGCUGGAUACAGCUUACAUCGAUGUCCUGCAAGUCCAUCGUUUUGAUCCGGACGUGCCAAUUGAAGAGACGAUGAAGGCCUUGGACGAUCUCGUGCGGAUAGGCAAAGUGCGCUACAUAGGUGCUAGUAACCUCCAUGGCUGGACAAAAUUCAUUAGCAUGCAGAAUUGCUACAACCUGGUCUACAGAGAGGAAGAAAGGGAAAUGAUCCGGUACUGUAACGAUACGGGAAUCGGGCUCAUCCCGUGGUCUCCUCUUUGCAAAGGCUGCCUCACUCGUCUUCCCUCUACCGCAGAUCGUUCGAUGAGUAAGAGAGAGGAGUUUGAGAGCAAGUUCGGCCUUGCUCUUGGUCGCGUUGAGCCUGACACCAGCAUUAUAUCUCGGGUUGCAGAGGUCGCAGAAGGCUUUACAACUGUCGAAAAGAUGGACGAUACACUUGAAGCGUCAGGCAAGAUACUUGAUGAAGGCGACGAGGAAUACCUAGAGGCAUUGUAUAAGCCGAAAGUCGUCUAUGGCCAUAGCUAA